Candoia aspera is the source of this 10463-nucleotide messenger RNA. It is a transcript of the gene RC3H2, whose product is annotated as ring finger and CCCH-type domains 2. Gene Ontology annotation, molecular function: ubiquitin protein ligase activity; mRNA binding; RNA stem-loop binding. The record is from RefSeq and is a predicted model, not a curated record. The transcript is spliced from 20 exons. NCBI's taxonomy places the organism in Eukaryota, Metazoa, Chordata, Lepidosauria, Squamata, Candoiidae. Gene Ontology annotation, cellular component: cytoplasmic stress granule. The coding region runs from base 1830 to 5447 and encodes 1205 amino acids. Gene Ontology annotation, biological process: ubiquitin-dependent protein catabolic process; protein polyubiquitination; nuclear-transcribed mRNA catabolic process, deadenylation-dependent decay.
ACAUGAAAACAUCCACAAUUGGAUAAAUAUAAAUGAAGAAAUAAAACUAAAAAUUCGGCAACACAACCCCAGCAACAUCAUCCUUAGCACCCCAACGCCCUGUUGAAGAAUUUGGUUUUAACUAGCUUCUCUGGGGCUGUUACUAAUGGUGCCAGCCUUGCCUCAAUUUAAAUGAACAGUUGUGACAUACAGUAUCUAGACAAUUUUAGAUCAGCAUUCCUCUCUUCCAUGUCCACCUAAUGUAUUGGCCAUGCUUGCUGGCACUGGAGUUGGCAGUCCAGCCCAUCUGGAAGGCAUCUGAUUGAGAAGGCUGCCGAUAAAAAGAUGUUACAUGGAUAAAAAUAAGGUGAAUAUUAAGAGUUGGCUGUGCAGGGAGAACUUAGAUUAAUAAACUCCCAAAUGUUAAAACUCUGUGUGAUGAUAAGAACACCAUGUAUCCAGCAUGUCCUGUGGCUGACAGACAGUAGCUAACCGAGAUUCCAAACAGAAAUGUUUAAACAGAUGGCUGUAAUUAAAUAUAUGCAAAAAAGAGGAUGUUUUUAAUUGGCUAGCAUCCUAGUAAGCUUUUUUUAGUGUGUUACUAGUAACCAAAUUAUUGCACAUCUCAGCCCAGUUGAAAUACGGUAUCAGAAUUUUUGGGAAUUGGGAUAUUCAGGCCUGCCCCAUAUUCAGGCCUCUUGAAAUAAGCAAACUAUAUCACACUCAUCUUUAUUCGACUGCACCAGAACAUCGUGAAGAUGCCUUGCGUUUCUACUUUUUUUUUUUUAGCAGUUCCGGAGAGAAUCCUUGCUUCCUUAGAUCCACUUAGUUCUUGCUGGCAAAUGUGUUGUUUGGGUCGCUUGCGGCAAGUGCCAGAAGUUGGCAUGUUGGGUCAUCUGCCGAGACUGGUUCUGCAGCUGGAGGCCCACUGCCACACCCGAUGCCUCCUGGGGCUUGUUGUUUCCCUCUUCUUUCUGAGCCAGCAAAGAGUAACAGAGCAGUGGCUUUCACUCUCUGCUUUAUCUCUGCCUGCCCCUGCCUGGGCCAGCAUGGAAGAACAAGGCAGGAGCCUACACUGCCGCAAGGUAGGCAAAGAGUUAAGUGGCGUGCUUGCCAAUGCUCCUCUCUCCUCCCAAGAUACUCUGGAACCAGCAUGUGGAAAUGUUUGAAAUAUUUAAAUCUCCACUGUACAUCCUAGAUGUCAGAGUUGUUGGGAGUUUUCCGGUUCGUCUGUGUUUGCUUUGGUCUGAAAACACAUUGCCUUACUAAGGAAGUUGGCAAAAACUUCUGUGUUGUAAAGGUAUAUUUAGUCUUUCAUUUCUGACUGGAAAGGGGAUACUUCUCUGAAGGAAAUUUUGGGAAUUUUGUGCAGCCGCCUUUGAGAAAUUCAGCUGGCAUUUCAAACAUCUCGGUACAACAAUAAUGGCCAGAAACGUAACUUUUCUAAUCGCAGGUUUCUGCUGGGUGUCCCUUGCAUGGAAACAGCAAUGAUAAUGAUGGAUUUAACGAAGGUGAGCUCAAAGUUUUCUAGAACUGAGUAAUUGCAAAGAAGCUCAUGGCAGCCGCAGGACCGUGUGGUGCAGAAAACCCAGGCUUUCUCUGAGUAUUAAUUAUGUAACGUAUUUUAUUUAUUAUUUGUUGGCCCCAAAAGCGGUUUUCGACCCCUUUUUCUCUAUUGCAGGUAUCUUUAAAAUGUUCAGAGGGGUAUCCAAAGUCUGCAAGCGUUUUGCAACUUGAGAUGGCAAGGUAGGCAGGCGCAAAUUCGUAUUUUUGUUUCUCCCCCAGCUCCCAAACACUGGACGGUGCCAACAUGGUGUGCUAGCGGCUCAGACGAGGGCCCUGCUUCCACAAUGCCUGUGCAGGCAGCGCAGUGGACGGAGUUCCUGUCCUGUCCAAUCUGCUACAAUGAGUUUGAUGAGAACGUGCACAAGCCCAUCAGCCUCGGCUGCUCUCACACCGUCUGCAAGACCUGCCUGAGCAAGCUGCACCGCAAGGCCUGCCCCUUCGACCAGACAGCCAUCAACACCGACAUUGACGUGCUUCCUGUCAACUUUGCGCUUCUCCAGUUAGUUGGAGCUCAGGUGCCCGAUCGCCAGACCGUCAAGCUCAGCAGCCUUGGAGAGAACAAGCACUACGAGGUGGCAAAGAAAUGCGUGGAAGACCUGGCGCUUUACUUAAAGCCGCUGAGCGGAAGCAGAGGUGUGGCUAGCCUAAAUCAGAGCACGCUGAGCCGGCCUAUGCAACGGAAGCUGGUCACCCUGGUGAACUGCCAGCUGGUGGAAGAAGAGGGCCGCAUCAGGGCUAUGCGGGCAGCUCGCUCCCUCGGGGAGAGGACCGUCACCGAGCUGAUCCUGCAGCACCAGAACCCUCAGCAGCUUUCCGCCAACCUGUGGGCCGCCGUCCGGGCCAGGGGGUGCCAGUUCCUCGGGCCAGCUAUGCAGGAGGAAGCCUUGAAGCUGGUGCUGCUUGCCUUGGAGGAUGGCUCGGCCCUCUCCCGCAAAGUCCUGGUGCUUUUCGUCGUCCAGCGGCUGGAGCCGCGGUUCCCCCAGGCCUCCAAAACCAGCAUCGGCCACGUGGUGCAGCUGCUGUAUCGGGCCUCCUGCUUCAAGGUCACCAAGAGGGACGAGGACUCCUCCCUGAUGCAGCUGAAGGAGGAAUUCCGCAGCUACGAGGCCCUGCGGAGGGAGCACGAUGCGCAAAUUGUCCACAUCGCCCUGGAAGCCGGUCUUCGGAUCUCCCCCGAACAGUGGUCCUCCCUCCUCUAUGGCGACUUGGCCCACAAGUCCCACAUGCAGUCCAUCAUCGACAAGCUCCAGUCCCCGGAGUCCUUUGCGAAAAGCGUGCAGGAGUUAACCAUUGUUCUGCAGCGCACAGGUGACCCCGCAAACCUGAAUAGGCUCCGUCCGCAUUUGGAACUCUUGGCUAACGUAGAUCCUAAUCCAGAUGCAGCAUCUCCAACAUGGGAGCAGCUAGAAAAUGCCAUGGUGGCUGUUAAGACUGUUGUCCACGGCCUUGUAGAUUUCAUCCAGAACUACAGCAGAAAAGGCCCUGAAACUCCACAGCCUCAGCCAAACAGCAAGUACAAGACCAGCCUGUGCCGCGACCUGAGGCAGCAAGGCGGGUGCCCCCGCGGGACCAACUGCACCUUUGCCCACUCGCAGGAGGAGCUGGAGAAGUAUCGGCUAAGGAACAAGAAGAUAGGUGCCCCCGCGAGAGCCUUCCCUUCGCUUGGAAAAGCCAGCAUCACAAGCGCUGUCCCCACCACAGGGGGGAGCAUCAUUUCCAUCAUAGGGAACACGGAUCCGGCGGGCAAGGCAGCAUCGAGCACCAACGGGAGGACCAGCCCAGAGAGCGGUGCCCCCCAGCUGAUUCCCCGCAGCACCACCACUGCUUCUUUACGGACUCUGGAGCACGUGAAGAAAGGGGGAAAAGCCGGGGCUAAUGGCCAGAGUGCCUCUGGGUCUCCCACAGAAACUCUGCCCGAACAUAGAAUUGGCUCCCCUCCAAAAACUCCUAUCAAUCAGACCGCAGCUACCUCAGCAGGCCCCCUCCCUCCCCCUCCUCCUCCCCCCCUUCCUCCCCCUCCCCCUCUUGCCGGCUCCGAGAUGAGCCCCGUCGCCCCCAAACCCAGCCCUUUCGCCCCCCGAGUGCCCAUCUACCCGGCUCACUCAGACAGCCUUCCGUACUUCCAAGACCCCCGGGCUCAUCUCUCCUACGAAGCUGCACCUUACCCGCAAACAGGCUACUACCCAGCGCCCCCGACGGCCCCCGCUAGCAUGCCUCCGUGCCUCCCUCGCUUUGUGAGGUCCAGCAGCGUCUCAGAACCCCCCCUCCCGCCUGCCUCGGUGCCCUACAGCGAACAGUACAGCACGUUUCCCUCUCGGGACCGACUGGCCGCUGCUUACCAGCAGGCGCAACCGCAGCCCUACGGGCCGGUCCCGCCGGUCCCCUCGGGGAUGUACGCACCAGUGUACGACAGCCGGCGUAUCUGGCGGCCGCCGAUGUACCAGAGGGACGAUCUCAUCCGGAGCAGCUCUUUGCCUCCCCUGGAAGUCACGCAGCCCUCCGUCUACCAGAACUUCCUGCAGGAACGCUACGGCUCUGUGGAUAGCUACUGCUCCGUGCCCUGCCAGCUGCCAGCGGAGCAGAGGGCCUCUGUGCCCUGGUCAAGGGAACCUUGCGGCCACCUGAAGCCUGCUUACGAUGACCCCCUCAGAAGGAAGCCAGAACAGAGGGCUCCUUGCCACGCCCCGAAAGUGCCCCUCGUGACUUCUGCUGCUCUUCCUGCAGCCACACCCUCCCCAUCGUCACCGUCCCCUCUCUUCAGCGUGGACUUCGGCUCCGAAUUCAGUGGGAGCUCCAACGGCUUGAGCGUCCCAAAGUAUGAGGACAACCAGCUCUGCCACUACUCGCCCUGGUCCUGUGGUACCAUCAGCUCGUGCAUCGGCGGCGUUGAGUCGGAACCCAAGGACGUCCUGGCUAACUCCAGCGCGGUGCUCCUCGAUCUGGACAGCGGAGACACCAAGAGGCAGGUGCACCUCUUCGAGGCCCAGCGGAAGGCGAAGGAGGAAGACCCCAUCAUUCCUUUCGGCGACGGGCCAAUCAUUUCCAAGUGGGGGGCCAUCUCCAGGUCGUCGCGGACUGGCUACCACACCACGGGCCCUGUGCAGGCCACUGCUUCCCAAGGAAGCACUACCAGACCCAUCAGCGUGUCAGAUUACAUCCCCAGCGUCAGCACGGUGGACUUGAGGUGGAGUUCCUGCAGUUCCGAUUCUGCUUCCUUGGCGCCUUUUGUGGAACGGGACCAGUUCGUUGCUCCCGACGGAUCAGCCCCAAGAAAGCAUUCCAGUGCCGGAGAACUCUUGAGCGUUGAGUUGCAGCAGGCCAAAAGUAACUCGAUGCUGCUCCAGAGAGAGGCCAACGCCCUGGCCACGCAGCAGAAAUGGAGCUCCUUGGGCGAAGGCAGCCCCCUCGCCUUGAAGCUUCUAAGCACGGAGGUGGAGCUGAGGAACGGCGAGGCUGACUACCCCGAGGACGUCGCGGACCCAAAGUCCAACCGAGACAUCAAACUGGAGCUUUCAGCCCUCGAUGCGGACGAGGGGCAGGGAGAGCAAAUUCAAGAGAUGCUGGGCCUGCAGCUUGGCAUUAGUGAUCAAAAUGAUAACCCCUUCAGUGGGUCAGCUCUGGAGAAUGGCCGCCCUGUGGAGCAGCCCCCGGUGGACCCCAGGCAGCCGAAGAGGCCUAUCCUGCAUGAAGAUCUUGCUAUUCUGGAGAAGCAGAACGGAGUCUUGCCAGCGACACCCUGUUUCAGCCAACCGAUGGAGCCCUCCGCAAGCAGCAGGGUCUCCCUGCCCAUCACGGCGUCGGCCAGCGUGGGCAGCCUUCUCCUCAAAACAGCCCACGGGAUUGUGGACGGGCAAAAUGACUUUUUAAGGCCGGUUGCAAAUGGCAAAAUGGUUAACACAUGAGAGGUGUUUUGCGUUCGAGCUUGUGACCAUGCUAAGAAAUGGUUCGCUUUUUUUUUUUUUUUUAAAGAAAAUCCUAUUGGGGUCAUUUGUUUCCUGUGGACUUUUUGAUACAUCAGAUGCCCCUCAUGUCGUAGCUUUCGGGAUAACAAAAGAGAGAAGCGAUGGAGUCGCCAACUUCGCCAGGUUCAGAAACGCUCACUUUCCACGAGAGGCGUGGAAUCUGGACGUGGUUUAACUUCACCGUGGCUUUUCAGUGAGUUUGUAGACACCCCCAGGUCAUUAUUGUUUCGCGAUGGCUGCUGUAGGACAGCGUACCAAAGGCCCCUUAGAGCCCGUCGUUUCUUGGGACGAUGCGAGUCAUAGGAGUACAAGUGAGUGGUGUUGCUGUCCUCGUUUCACGAGGGAGGAAUUUGCACUUGUUUGAAGUUGCUUGUUUCUUCAGCUGUGGAACCGUGCGUGGAAAAGCGUGCGUGAGGAAAGAGGGUGCGAGGGUGUUCCCCACCCAAGACUCUUAAUUCAGGGCGUUGAGCUUUGCACCGGUGCGCGACUUCAGCGGUGUGUCACUUCUUCCCUCCCUGCCUCUCGCUUCCCCUUUCUCUCCUCUUCGACAGCUUGGUCUCUCUGUGUAUUGGGUGGCUUACCUGCGUACAGAUUAUAGGUAGCGAAGCAAACCAAGCGCCCGGGUCCUUCCACUUACGUACUCGGUUGGCUGCUGCCCGGAGUUGUAGGCAGAAUCACUACGUUCUCCUUGGUGGCUCGGCGCAUGCGUCGCGAGAGCACUCAGUCCCCCGGCCCCCUCAACAGGAUCCCCAGGUCGCCUGACAUCCCACGCCUCGCCAGUUAUUCUCUGCAGAACGACACGCCUAAAACUCCAUUGUCGUGUUUGCACUGACUGACACGGUGCUCCCGUUUCUACACCUUAAAAACAUGGAUGAUUAGCAGUUCUUUAGAUGCUCAUGAUACUGCGUGGGCCAUCCUAUUGCUGAGAAUGUUAGUAUUUAGGGUUGUUACUGAUUUAACUCUGACGACAUCUUGAACACUUCCUAACGUAGCUUUAGCUGGGCUUGUACAGAACAGUGAAAAAAAUAAGUCCUCUUUAAGACGUGAUUUUUUUUUAAAGACCAUAAAGUAGAGAACUAUGAUCUAAAAUUGGACCGUUCUCCCCAUCAGCUCUCUCUCCUUAGCUGCUCUUUUUUUCCUCUCUUUCUUUUAAAACUUCAGGCUGCUCCUGAAGAAGCAAGGGGGCACCGUGCUAUCAGGCAAGGAAAUUCUCCCUAUUUGUCCUCUGCAGCUUUCUUUUUAUAAUUUUUACAUUUUUUUUUUUUUUAAAGAAAAUGUUUGUUAAUUAACUUCUGUGAAGUUGUUUACUCUGGAAAUCGUACUGGAAUAUUUUAGCCAAGCAGCACUUCCACCAGGUGUACCAUAUAUACAAGGGCUUGUCCUUCAAUCAAAUGGGUUUCAAAAGGAAACAUAAAAGAUGAUCAUGUUUUUGGCAGGAUGAUGCUGUUACCUCCAAUUGUGGCAUCAAGAUUGUUUAUACGCUCACAACAUUGUGGCAUUUCUCUGAGGGUCACAGAUCUAACUUGGAUCGUUUUAAAAAAAAUCUCACUUCUGAUCAACAUGUCGUUUAAAAAAAUGACGUUGUGCAUAUGAGUUGAAAAAUACAAGGACUACUUGUUUUGAUAAUUCCAGCAAUGUUGUGAAAGUUUUUAUCCGCUAACUUAAUAGUAAAGCGCAAAAGCCUAUUUAUAUAGCGGCCAAAUUCCUUUUCUUGAUUUCCUGUCAGUUUCCGAAGCUUUUCUUCUUAGUGCGGCUGUCUCACUUGUUGAACUAAAAGGAACUGAAAAUUAAGAUUUUGUCAAGUACCUGUCCACGCCUUGCGGCUGCUACGUUCAAUGGCAAAACGCAGUGCUUGCACUCUCAAUUCAGCCGAGCAGCUCUUGUAUAUAUGAAUUUAUAUAUUACCUUCGAAAUGCUUCCAGAAAUUUUCUUUGCGCUGUUCUCAACUUGGGAGUAUAGAACCUUGAUAGGUAGAUAUGCAAAACAACCUUUCUCCUACGUGGAUAUACAGUCGAUAAGGUCUUCCACACUGACGCUGAAAUCAUUUUUCCAAAAUGGAAGGGGAAAAAAAACUGCAUUGCUAUUUUAAAAAUAGAAAAAUACAGAGGUUUGAGAGAUCCUUAUUUUGCCCCCAGGGAAAUGACCCCUUUGUAAAUCAGAGUGCCACCAGUUGUCAGCACAGUCUGAGGGUAAAAUAUGUAUUGCCUAAUCAGAUUGUGUGCAUUUUUAGCUGUUUGGUUGUUUGUUUCUUAAAGUACCAUUUUCUUUCUCAGGACCUUGGCUGCCGGAGGAAGCCCCUUGGAAUCAAUUGUUUACAUACCGCUGUCUCUUUCUCUGGUGCCAUCCCUCAGAAAACCCCCUUCAGCUGGGCUUGUUUCUAAGAUAUCUGAGAUAAGCUCUUUUUUUUUUUUAGUUUGGAGUAGGCUGGGAACACUCCUGCCCUUAUAGGAACUUGGUUUUAAAAAAAAAAAAAAGCGAUAGAGAAUGGCAGAUAAAAGAAAACAGCUGAAACCUCAGCGACGUCCCUUCUUCCCCCACCAGCUUUCUCAACCAAACAUUGGCAUCCUGCUGCGAAACUGUGGUUGGUUGGGUGCUGAUUGUGACUAGCUGGCAUCUCCAGUUGUUUUCUUCUCUUUCUGGGUGCAGAGCAGCGGUCCUGAGGCAGCCAGAUGAGAACCACAGCCUGUUUUAAGGCUCUGUUUUUGCAAAGCUGUGUCAGGCGAGAAGAGGCGCCAAGAAGGAAGACCGAUUCUUCCUUAGCAAACCAGUGGCACUGUUACAGAGAAAUAAAGGAGAAAUUCUAGCUCUCAGGUGCACACACACACACAUACUGAAGCAGCAGAAAAGAGUUGAAGGAGGCCCCUUUGCUUUUCUUCUGAUUCAAGCCUUCAGCUACCAGAUUUUGAGCAUGAACCGAGCGAUCGGCCAUGCUGUGGUGGAUGAUGCCCGCCGUGGUUUGUAUUGGAGCAGACUUAAGGGGAGAAUCGGUGUUGCAAAGACAGCAGGGCUUUGAAGGAACAAUUUGGCAUUGCAGAAACUGCAUUGUGCUAGUCUUGAGUAGGCAGAUUUUCACUGUGCAUCUCCUGCACAGGUUUUCCAUCAGCAGUGAGUAGUGGAGCUGAGCCUCGGUCACUCUGCGGCCAGGAGAGAUGUUUCAUCGCUGAAUAUGUGGUUUUGCGCAGAAAGGCGGUUGAGGACUGUGUGGAUCCAUAACAAAAUGCAGAGCGUUCCUUCCGCAGAGUGUGCACACCAAACGCACAACAGCCAGAAUAAUAAGCUUUAAAAAAAAAAACAAAUCCAGACCAGUUGUUAUGAAUGUUGUCUUUUAUAAAAUAAACAAAUAAACAGACUUUUGCAGAACUUGGCCUGCUGGGCUAACUAGGUUUUACACAAUGCAAUGAGAAGAGAAGGGUGCUGACAAUUUUGUGACCUGGUUUUUUGUGAGCAGGUAUAUUUUUCCAGUAUUUAUUAUCUUUGCAAAGUUUAAAUCUGAAUGCACGUCUCUGCAACCGUGCAGAGAAAAAGUGAACUACGCGCUAUUAGUUUGUUUUUAAGCACCUUGUAUUUAGGAAGACUCUUCAUCUAUUAUGGGCUAGCGUAGUAAAUUAAGAAUGCGAUGACAGAUAUGCCAGCUCUUUCAACAUUCAGUUAUUUCCUUCAUCCCAGUACCAUAACUUGAUAGCAAAGUGGCAUGCCUUCCGGAUGUGUUGGACUGCAAAAUCCAUCAUUCACAGCCAAUGCGUCAACUGCCUUUGGUUGGAUACGUUGGGGGUUGUAGACCAAUGCAUCUGGGGAGAGCAAAGAUAUCCCACAGUAAGAUGUCAGAAGGAUACAUGACAAAGGAAGGAUUUCCCCCCACCCAUUCAUAUACCUAUGCUUUUGCAAAGCGUUAACGGGCUUUCUGUCUACUUGACAAAGUCUGACAUUAAAGAACUCCUGGCUGUAUGUGCAAGUGCCAGACGACAGGGACAAAGCUCAUUUGCACAGAUCCUACCUGCUUCCCAGAUGGGUUACUGGUCCAAGGCAUAGGAAACGCAUGCAUUUCUCCUUUUUUGGGGCGGAUAAAUCCAUUAUACUGUAGUUGUGAUACAACACGUGUGGUUUUUAUUUCUACUGCACACACCUCCUGUACAGCCACUCCAGAGUAUUGUAAUUUAGCAUGCAGUAUCUACUCUCCACGUUUACACUAUAUACUGCAUAUAUUCUUUUCCCUGAAAGUCGAAAGGAAAGAAAGAAAAAGACUUUGUUUCCUUGAGUUGAUUUAAGAUUUUACAAACCUGCUUAGUCUAGAACGUUUGGGAAAAGAGGCCUGUUUUUGUCAAUUGUACAACCGGUUGUGAAGCUCAAGUGUGAAUAUUCUUACGUCUGUAUUAGACAUUUUCUUUGCAAAUCUAUUGUUCGAUUAAAAUGUAAAUGAAAUAAAAGAUGGUGUACACCCAUCAUGUAUAAUAAAGCAGACUCCAUCGCUAUGGAUGGAUUUAAUGCUCAUUUUUAAUGGUGCAUUCUCAGCUUCUAUUUAAAAAUAUAAUUUAAAAAAAAAUCUGUAAAACAAAAUAGGGGAUAUAUUUCAGGGUGGGGUAAUGAAUUCUAUUCCAUUUAGUUCCGUUUUAAAUUUCCAAAUUGUAUUGGUUUUUUUCUUCCCUUUUGUGUUAGAGGAAUAGGAUUUACACCGGGGAAGUUUAGACCGUACGGUCUGUAUUUGGGGGGGGGGAGGUUGGAGAGCUGGGAACGGGCUUUGUGAUUUAGCCUGAAUAGCAGGGUGAACUCUGUCUACACAUAUGUGUUUGCUGUAGCACUGAAGUAGAGAUUGUUAGCUUUAAGGCUGGUCACAGACUUUAGCAAAUUGUGGUUUGUUUGUUUUUUUUCCAGUGUUCCAAGAGGGAAUUAAUAGAAAAAGUUUGCAAUACUUGACAUGUAUUUGCAUGCCGUGAAAUAAAAACAGAAAUCUCUGCUUAA